Naegleria lovaniensis is the source of this 915-nucleotide messenger RNA. RefSeq lists its product as uncharacterized. Gene Ontology annotation, biological process: glutathione biosynthetic process. Bases 1 to 915 code for a protein of 304 amino acids. Gene Ontology annotation, cellular component: glutamate-cysteine ligase complex. Lineage: Eukaryota; Heterolobosea; Eutetramitea; Acrasida; Naegleriidae. The transcript has a single exon. Gene Ontology annotation, molecular function: glutamate-cysteine ligase catalytic subunit binding; enzyme regulator activity. The record is from RefSeq and is a predicted model, not a curated record.
AUGAUGAUCGUCACUACUUCCACUAUGGAAAGUCAAAACAACACUACAAGUACAUCCACAGCAGCAGUAACAACAGUACCUACCUCUCCUUCUUCAUCAUCAUGUUGCUCCGCAGCUGCUAUCAUUCUAAAAGCAAGUAAUUUGAGUCAGCAUGAAGCUCUCUCCACUCCGGAACAAUAUGAAACCUUCUUGGAUGAAACCUUGUUGACAGCAUCGAGCAAUGUGGUGUGCAACAAGCCAUCCAUUGAACGGUCAGCAGGAAUUUUGAAAAAUGUACUCGUUGAACAAUUCCAACAAUAUCAAGCCAGUGAUGAUGAAUAUUCGUUGAGUGUACAAUUAUUUCUAGAUGCAUCCACUCCAAUGAACAACAAGAAGGAUGAUUCAUGCUCCUUCUCGAAUAAUGAACUCGCAGUAAUUUCAGCAGUCAUUAACACACUUCAAGAAUUGAAGAGAGCUCACAUUGACAUGUUACUAAUCAAAGCAACCUCACCACAGCAAGUAUUGAAUUAUUGGUCCGAUGUGGAAUUGUUAGUGGAAUAUGGUCUAGUCAAACAAAUUGGUGUUUGUGAUUUUAGUGUGAAUGAAUUGCAAACAUUCAUGUCCAGCAGUCAAAUUAAAAUUCAACCUCAAAUCGUGCAAGUGAAUUUGGCCUCAUACGAAACAUUAGAGUCAUUGAAUGAUUUGACACAAUUCUGUGCCUCGAGAAAUAUUAAAGUCUUGACAGGCUCUAGAGGAAGUUUGAAUGAUUUCAGGAAAGCAGGUGCCAAAGCAUUGGGCUCUUCUCAGGUUUCUCUUGACUAUGUUGUAAGAUAUUCACUCGUGUCAAGACCAACAUCUGUGGUGAAAGAUAUGGGAUUUAUUGUUAAGGUUAAUGGAAAUGAAAAAUGUGAAUGCAUUUCAGGACAAUGUUUGUAA